GACUCUUACAGGGUAGGCUGAGAUCAACUUAGACUGCAGCUGCAUUAAUACUGAUAGAAAACAAAUAUCUCCGUAUCUUCAUUGCUGAGAUAUGAAAGAGAACCUCCAGGGAUUUGCCUCUCAGUACUUUUGGCUCAGACAUUUUGUAGAUCCCUGAAGAUAUUUUGGUGCCUAAUUCUACUAAUUUCACAGAGGAAUCAAAAAUAGUUUUGAGUAUUCUUUACUACAACUGCAAUGGUGAACUGAAGAAUUUUUGUUAAAAACAGCUCAUAAAAAGGGAGUAUCUCUCCUCCUUGAGUUUUGACAGCAGCAGUUUACGUACUCUUCAUUUUCUGGUUCCUCUGCUUAACCAACCAACAAAAAAAACUCCAGAAGAUUCAGUGGAAUGAGAAAUUAACAUACAAAGAUGGAAAUUUUGGAAACAAUGCUUUAUAUAGUAAAUCUAUUUGGGGAGUCCAAGAAGCAAAAGCUGAACUUAAAGGUUAGAGCCAGACUUCUGGCACUUCACUCAGAUAGGUCCCCAGGAAAAAAAAAGAGGGAAAUUAAAAGCAGAGCCUUCUUUAUCACUUGCCUUGACCUAUCCAGGCUUCCCUCUUACAAAAGUUUGAAACAAAAAAGAAUAUUUUGAAAGUUUUUUUUUUAAAUACACAUUUAGGAACCCAUCCUCACAAACACCACUUGGAAGUACCUCAAAAUCAAGAUGAGUCCAAUGCUACCUUUUAGCCCCUGGCUUGUAAGAAAGGAACCUUAGUACCUUUAUGUAUGGUACAUCAUACUCCCUUGCUAUUUGGGUAGUCGCUGACUGCACCAAUCCUUCACAAUAGCCAUUGACUUUACACAGAAGUUAGAUAAGCUAAAAAGCUUUAAAUAAAGCAGAACUAAGCCACAAGGGUUUUUUUCCUAUCACAACACCAGGUAAAGCCUGCCUGGAGAUAGUUCAACAUCUUACAGCCCCACUACCAAGGACAUGAAUGUUUCCUGAGUGCUAGUGCUUCCUGGUUUGAGCAGGUGAAUCUGACGAAACUCAACUUCUCUGAGAGUGACAAGGAUGGUCUUCCUCCUUUUGUAAGAACCAUUAUUUCUACAAAAAAUAUUUGGUAUUUCAGCUUUAAAAAUACAAAUGAAUUUUUUCUAAUAUCCAUGCACACUUUAGUGCUUAUUCCACUUAUUAGAAAAAUAACCCUUCUGUGAAGUUAUGUACAAGUGGAUGAGGAUGCAAGGUUUCAGCAAUAGUUCACUUUCAACAGAUAUAUGCAAUUGCAAACCCACAUGCUUGGGUGAAAACCUUAAAAAGAUUCCCAUUUGUUCCCACAGGUUAAGUACUUGUUGAGGGUGGGGAAGGGACAUCAACAGGUGGGAGUUUCCAAAGAAUUUUCAGAUAGACCCAUUAAAAUAAAAAGUUUUCAACACCUUCUUCCACUCCAAAAGCAAACUUCCUUUUCAUCUUUCCUGCAAUUAAAGAAGUUAUAUCUGAGACAAUGUCUCAAGUGUAACACUUCUGCUGCACAAAACUGUAGGAAAGACAGAACUCUUAUCAAGACCACCAAGUACAGUGGACCCAAGGAUGGACCAGCAACUCAGCACCCUCGUAAAAAAUACCCUUAACUAAGCUUCACAAUGUACUGUUAGCACUCUGCAUUUCAGCCAGCAGCAUGGACUCAUGUGCAAGUGAUUUGCCCAGGUCCACGCCGAGGCAUUUAUGCAAUAAACUGAGGCAUUUAUGCAAUCUGAACAGUUUCUUGCUCCCUAGGUACUUCCCCGUGCAGUCACAGUAGGGGAUGUUACCAGCAGUAUUACAAGAUUUUUUUUCCCUACUCCCAGGUGACACAAAGGGAGCUACCUUAAAGAAAUGCAUCUUCGUCAAGAAACACCCAUUGGCAUCAGACACAGCGUCACCUAUACUCUAAUUCAGCUCUUUGCUUCUUCCUCCACUUUGCCUUUAUACUUCACACUCAGCAUUACAAAGAACAAUGUCACCGAGGCAGGAAAAGUAUUCAUGAAAAGUGCAAGAGCAAAACCAACGCUCCUACAAAUAUUCUUUAUUGAGCUUUUAAUCAAAAUUAGAGUGUAUCAUAAAAUAAACAUAAGAAUGGCCUCCCAAAAUGCUGUCAGCCUGGUUCAAGCUACACCAAUUCACAACAGGUCAACGAUGCAGAAUUUAAAGGCAUAAAAGGACAAGCCUGCUGUUUUUAACUUCCAAUCAAUUUUAAGAUUCUAGCUCUCAUAACUGAGGAUAAUCUCCAAAAUAUGUAACAAACUGAAAGCAUAUAGAGUUCCCUGUUCACAAAAUGCAUGAAGCUUGAAACAAUUGUUCAGAAGUUCCAGCUGUCUCAUUCUCCUUGAACAGCCAAAGAGAAUAAUAAAUACUAAUCCCUCUAACUAAUUUUACUGAUAAGCAAAAUAGAUAAGGAAAGAGAGAGGUAAGAUCGCAUUGUGAGAAUGCAGAGCUACAAUACAGCAUUUUCUGCAGUGUUCCAAACUGGAGCACUGGAAAAAGGUUAAGGUAAUUUUUUUUUUUUGAGGAACCAAAACCACUGAAAAAACCCCCACCAGAGUAGAGGCUAAUAACACAAAACACAUUGCAAAUUCCUCCUUCUUGGAAAAGCUGGAAAUUAGUUGUGAACUAAGCAUUGGAACAAGGAAAUUAUUUUCCCGCCUAUGCUACAUUUCAGGUACAGGUUUAGGCAGAUUCCACAGCCUUGAAAUAAUCCCAGUACAGACACACUAAAAAGAACUUAAAAACUAGCACUGGAAACACUCCUUUUAAAGAGUCUGUAUUCCUGUCCUGACACUGGCACAGCAGUCUCUUUCUUCCAACAGACUAAGGAAAGACCUGUGAGCAUCAGAUAGCUAAGUUAAAAAACACCCAACCCCCAAAUUAAUAAAAGCAUAAAACAAAAGCAUCUUUUGAAUGUUCUCUAAUAAGAACUCUGUCUCAGGCCUCAGUUGUGGACAGCAAAAAAAAAAUCUUUUAUCCUUUAUCACCAUAGGUAAAAUAUGGGGCCUACCAACAAUAAUAGGCCUCAAUUUUAAAUUUUGUGACAUUAGGAUAAUCUGAAAUUUACAAAAUUUCAGAAUAAAUGAGAUAAGGAUAAACUGAUAUGGAGAUAACCAUGAACUAAGAGCCAAGGGAUGUUGCACAUGCAGCAGCUGCAAUUCACAAAAACAGGCAAGUAAACAUGACAAGUUGACUUGGAGAGCAUGGUGGUGGUGCAAAAUAGGAAAACAGGCUAUCAGGAACUACGGAGAAGGCUUUUGCCUGAGCAGUGGCAUUCAUGUGAAGAGGCAGAGAGGGAACAGCUGUGAUUUUAAGAGAGCAUGAAUCCAUUUGCAUUUGGACCGAGAUCUGGCUCACCAUCCACGAAUGACGCUUUGCCAAUUCCACAUUGUUUCCCCCCGACCCCCCCGCGGCCCCAAGUCGGUGCCAAGCAGCGCUUCACCGAUGUCCUCGGUGGGACCUGCGGGACACGCUUUCCUCCAACCCACUUCACACCACCUCGGCUUCAGCCCCGCCACCCCGGACCCUUCCUGGGCCGAGCGGAGCCGCGGGACCAGGCACGGCUCGCUUGUGGGCCCUGCCGGGGGACACCGGGCCGGGAGCCCUGCGGGGCCCCGCGCCCGUCCUGGGGCUGCUCCGCGGGCCGAAGGGCGCUCCCUGAAGGGACGCCAAAGACGCGUGUCUGCCUCUUCGCUGUUCCCACGUGCCGCCCCCAUGGCAGCGAUCUACUCCGGGAUUUACCUGAAGCUGAAAAGCGCCAAGACUUCUUGGGAGGACAAACUCAAACUAGCCCGGUUCGCGUGGAUUUCUCACCAGUGCGUCCUGCCUAAUAAGGAGCAAGUUUUACUCGAUUGGGUAAGCCAGGCAUUGGUUUCCAACUACAACAAGAAACAUGAACUGGAGGAUGAAGUUGUUGAAAAACUCUGGGCAUAUCUUGACAAUGUUAUCCAUAGUAAAAGACUACAGGAUCUCUUGAAGAGUGGGAAGACAGUUGGUCUCAGUUUUUCAAUUGCAGAGAUCAUAAACAAAAGGUUAUCAGAGGCCUAUUCUGAAAAAACACAGCAGAACAUUGGCACUGUGCUGAGCUGCUCCAAUGGCAUCCUUUCUACUCCUUCACUGUCCAUCAUUUACACAGCAAAGUGUGAGCUUUUGGUUGAUCUCCUCAGCAAGCUGUCCAAGCUGGCAUGUCAGCAGCUGGCUUCUGAUGAUGCUGUGGGCUCCCAGUUGUUCAGCGUCCUCCAGCUUACCUUUGCUCAGUACCUCCUGAUCCAGAGGCAGCAAACCAACCCAAACCGUGUGUUUGGGCGAGUGACAAGUCACUUGCUCCAGCCAUGUUUGCUCCUGAGGCACUUGCUGACUGUGAGGAGCUGGACACAAGCAGAUGAUAACCAUGUGUGUCAGCACCUGAGCAGAGAAAUACGAAGCCAAAUAGAGACUUUGCUGCAUGCUGGGUUAUUUCAGCCUGAGCUUUUCUCAUCCUACAAAGAAGAGCUGCUGUCAGAGCAGGAAUCCCAGGAGAAGAAGAAAGGAUCUUUGAAAACUCUUUUGCUACCAGUCAACACAGUGCAGACCAAGCUGGGCAGUGACUUGUGUGAACCUGCCCUCCACGGAGCGGUUGUGGCUGGUUCGGUGUCUCUGCUAUAUAAGCUCUUUCUGGACUCGUAUUGUAAGGCAGAAAACCACCUUGUGUGCUUCCACAUGCUCAGCAGGCUUUUUGGCUGUCUCAGGCUAUCUGACCUGCAAGAGGCGGGGAGGAGUGAUACGCUUUUCCCUGUGGACUGGAGCAUGGAACUGCUUGCUUUGGAGCAGCUUCUGAACUUGGUGCUCAGCAAUGAUAUCUAUAAUGUCGCCAGUGACCGUAUCCGGCACAAGGAGGUGCAGUUUGGGUUUUACCGGAAGCUAGCACAGAUGCUGCUGACACACUCCCAAGCUUCCAUCCCUGCUUGGUUCAGGUGUCUCAAACUCCUGAUGUCAUUAAACCAUCUCAUAGUAGAGCCAGACCUGGAUGACUUGGUGUCGUCAGCUUGGAUUGAUGCAGAGGCCUAUGACCCACGUACAAAGAAGCCACAGGAGACUCUCAUCAGCACCAUAUUCCAGAUUUACUCCAAGCUGAGGCAGUUCCCACGGCUCUUUGAAGAGGUGCUGACAGUCAUUUGCCGGCCAGCUGUUGAUGAACUGAGGCCAUCCAUCUUCUCUGCUGGGCUGACAGCAAAGCUUCGUGAGUGCCUUCUUGAACUGCCACCCAACCAGAUCCUGGACAUUCUGUGUCUCUUUGUGGAGAAAUGCCAGACCCUUAUCAUUCCAGCUGUUGAAGGGUCAGUUGACAUAGCCUUGAAGCUGAUGUCAGUGUGCUCAGUGCUGCAUGCUUUUCUGUUCAACAUGAGGAGCCUAGAUGAUGUCACUCCUUCCCCUGUUGUGCUUCGCACUCAGCGUUUAAUGGCAAACAUACAGGAGGGAAUAAUUCAGCCACUGAUGGAGCUGCUGCAAGCUCCUAGGAGAGAGGAAGAAAAGUCAGAGCUUUGGCUAAGAAAGGCCAGUGAUGCUGCUCUCCUCCUUGUUUACACUUGGGUUGAAGUAGACGCUCUGUUUGGUGUUAGCUGCAGUAAAUACAUGUCUCCAACAGCUGAAACUGCUGUUACUGAACCUGCUGCAAGGCACUGGGGCAUUUCAGCUUUUCUGCCUGGUGUGGAGGAGCAGUGUUGGAGGAGAGUUAUGGAACUUGCAAGUAGUUUUGCCUCCACUAGUAAGUACUGCUUAGAACUGCUCACACUUCAGAAAAUGAAGAUGAUGUUAAUGCAGACCAAAGCUGACCUACAGGCCUUGCAUCAUGCUGCAGCUUUCAUCCUGGAGUCUGGGAGGUCUACCAUGAGCAGAGGAGAAUCUGAACCAUGGGAUGGUGAUAUCAGCGUGAUAACAGAACUUAGCUAUCCCACAGCACACUGGCACCUCGUCAUAUCCAACCUGACCAUCCUGUUGCCGUAUCUUUCCUUAAAAGAUGUAGAGUACAUUGCAAAUGUGCUUCUACAAACGUUGAUGACGGCUGAAGCUCAGGAAGCUGCCACAGACCAGGAACCUUCCAUCAGCAUUGCAAAGAUAUCUCUUGGUUUGAUCCACAGCUCUCUUCUUCCAGAAAUGAGGGUCCUGCACUGUGCUUUUCUGACUCAUCUUAUUCAUCAGUUUGCUACGGUGCUGCCCACUUCUACCAGGGAUUCAGUAGAUCUGCCACUGCAGCAGCUGUCUGUGACUAGUAUUCCUUGGCAUGAAGAAAUUCUGGCUUCUUGCAAAACUGUUGAUGCAUUGGAAAACAAAGUGCAGAAGGAUGAGCUGAGCUUGUCUUGGAAAACACUGGAGAAAGUUGCCCAAUGUAUAGCAUUGUUAGCAAAAAAUGGCUGCCCUAUCAUCCUGAAGGAACGUCAGCUACAAAGAUGCCUGGGUUUGUUAGAAAUUGUUUCGCUCCUGAAAUUAGACAGUUUUCUUCCCUCUGACUGUACUCGGUGUUUUCUGGUGCUGCUAUCUCUGCUAGUUAAUACCAGGGCUAGUGUCUCUUGCAGCAAAUUGUUACUGCUGAAGGUUUUAAGUACUUGCCUCCACCUCCUGAGAUGCCUGCAAGCUGGCAGGAACUCCAACUCUGUUCUUAAGGUGUUACAUGCCAGCGAUGUUCUUGAGGCUGUCAUGACCUCCCAGCUUACAGCUUGCAAAUUCUUCACUGAUGUCUUGACUGUUCCUGUUUGGGCACAGUAUGUCCAGGAAGUCCAAGAGUUCUUGGAAAACUUCCUUCAGAUGAUUAUUGAAAGAAGACAAAGUGUGAAGCUCAACUUGGAAAAGUUCAUGUCUUUCCUGGUGAGCUGCAGGCCAGACACAGGUGCAGCCAAAAGCAUAGAGUGGAAAAACUGGAAUCCCGAAGCUGAGCAAUUGCUGCUCACAGCAUUCACCACACUCUGUCAUGUUGUCACACUGCACCUCCAGCAGCUGCCAGAAAAGAAACUGCAUUCUGUGGAUGUGCUGUGUGCUCUGUUGGAACCAGUGGUUCUGCAGAUGGUCAGAACUGUUGAACACGGUCUUCAGAGUAACACCCCAAACCAGCCUUUGCCUGUGGCAUUCAUAGCAUCUGUCAGUACUCUCCUCAAAGCAGAUCUGAGCCAUCCUGUCAAGAAGGACUGGCAGAAGGAGCCCAGUGGGUGUUGGAAGCAGCCCCGUGUUAAACUGUACCAAGAGUUUUACUCUCAGAUACUGAAAGAGCUGCCCUGUGCAGGGAGUAAUCUGCAGUUCCUUCAGCUUGCGUUGCAGUUCCUGACUGUCUUCUGCUCUGUGCCAGCGCUGUAUCCUGAAAAAGAAACUGCAGUCAUGGUUGUUUUUGCUAUAAAAAAGCUUCUCUCUGGUCCUGCAAUUACAAUCCAAGUGAUCCGAAAUAUGGAGAUGGAGCUGACAGAGGUGCUUGUGCAGGUGCUGGGAAACUGCUCUGCCGAGGAGUUUUAUGCCAUAAUGAGGCUGGUGCUGCAGGGACUGGAAGUGAGGAAUAUUUGGCAGCAGAAGGCUAAAGAAGUAUUGUCAGCUGUUUCGCUAACCAAAUUGUUGCUCAGCUGCCCAUUAAGUGGAGACAAAGGGAAAGCUUUCUGGUUUGCCAGCCCACAGAUAAUCACAGCUUUAGCUCUGCAAACCAAAGAGGCCUGUCAGGACCAGGCACUGAUUUCCAUCAUAGUUAUACCUAUUCUAGAGACUGUAUCAGCUCUGCUAAGGCAGGGAGAAGGGAUUCUUGUGAAUCCACAUCACGUUUCAUUGGCAUUCAGUAUUCUUCUGACAGUCCCUCUGGAUCAUCUGAAGACAGAAGACUAUCAUGGUGUCUUCCUGGGGGUCCAUGAAGUGCUCUUCUCUAUUGUGCAGUGUCAUCCAAAGGUGCUGUUGAAAGCAGCACCAUCCUUUCUGAGCAGUUUCCAUCGUCUGGUUGUUUCUGUCAUGCAUGAAGGACGUCAGAAAGGAGACAGAGGCAACGUGGAUGAGUUUGAAAUGAUACUGAAAUGUGCACACUUGGUGGAACGGAUGUAUACUUAUAUUGCUGCAGAAAUGGAGGACUUCACUGUGUUUUCUGCCUUCAUUGUGGCUCACUAUGUCACUGAAUUGCAGAAGGUGACUUUGCAUCCAGCUGUGAAGACACAUCUCACAGAAGGAAUAUAUCACAUACUUGACCUUUGCAUUGAACGGGACAUCAAAUUCUUAAAUGCAUCGCUCCCAGCAGGCGUGAGGCAGGUCUUCAAGGAUCUGUAUGAUGAUUACAACCGCUACCACAAAGCAAAGAAGCAGGGGGAGGAAAAGUACACUGCAUGAUGAAUCCUGCCUGGUGCUGCGUGAUCAGUUAUGAAUUGAUCUUGGAGUGCUCAGAAGAUGCUCAGUUGCUAUUUGGUUUGGGAUAAUGAGUAAAAUCGAACUUGAGGAGGGUCCUAAACAUGGAUUGCAUUUAUCCCUAUACAGCCAGCCUUCAUAACAGGGAAAAAGGGAACUGGGGAGGGAGGGUGUGCUGUGCUCUUGGUUCUGGUCCUGUGUUGUGCCACAAAUGGCAGAACUGCUGUUCCUCUGCUGGCCCCUGGUGAGCUCUCUGGGAGCCUUGGGGAGCUCACUGCAAUUUGGCAGCAGAUGUCAGGCUUCAGGCUUUGGCACAUCUUGUUGCUUUCCUGUGGAAGCAAUAGUCUGGUCUAAAAGCCAGCGAUGGAUAUAACUCCCGCUUUUGCUUACAUGGUAAGCAGAAUUAAAGCAGUUAAAGUGCUUAUUUUUGUACCCUGUUAUUUUACAUUUUGUAACUGAAGAACUUUAUCAAUAUUAUGCAGCCGUACAGUAGGUUACUGUGCAAACCUGCAGAAGUAAAAGUAAAAAAUUUGGAAGAUUGUA
Molecule: messenger RNA, 8878 nt
Organism: Pyrgilauda ruficollis (rufous-necked snowfinch)
Lineage: Eukaryota; Metazoa; Chordata; Aves; Passeriformes; Passeridae
Gene: URB2
Product: URB2 ribosome biogenesis homolog
Exons: 10
Coding region: 3365-8320 (1651 amino acids)
Biological process (GO): ribosome biogenesis
Cellular component (GO): nucleolus
Source: RefSeq, a predicted model, not a curated record